GGUCUGAUACUUCCGGUUGUUUGAUAAGACAGAGAGAGCUUAAAAAAUGGGCAACCUUUUCUGCUGUGUUCAAGUUGAUCAAUCCCAAGUAGCUAUCGAGGAGAGAUUUGGGAAGUUUGAGAAUGUUCUUGAGCCAGGAUGCCAUUGUGUGCCUUGGAUCUUUGGGAGCCAGGUAGCUGGGCAUCUCUCCCUUAGGUUGCAGCAGCUGGACGUGCGCUGUGAGACCAAGACAAAGGAUAAUGUAUUUGUCAAUGUUGUUGCAUCUAUCCAAUACCGAGCCUUGGCAGAUAGUGCGAGUGAUGCUUUCUAUAAACUAAGCAAUACAAAAUCCCAAAUCCAGGCCUAUGUUUUUGAUGUGAUCAGAGCAAGCGUUCCUAAGCUCGAUCUAGAUGAAGUUUUCGUGCAGAAAACUGGAAUUGCUAAAGCUGUAGAAGAGGAGCUAGAAAAGGCUAUGUCUGCCUAUGGUUUCGAGAUCGUUCAGACUUUAAUUGUUGAUAUAGAGCCUGAUGAGCACGUGAAGCGAGCAAUGAAUGAAAUUAAUGCUGCUUCAAGAUUGAGGGCAGCAGCAACUGAUAAGGCAGAGGCUGAGAAGAUUGUUCAAAUUAAACGAGCAGAGGGAGAAGCUGAAGCAAAAUAUUUGUCAGGGUUGGGUAUUGCUCGUCAGCGCCAGGCAAUUGUGGAUGGUCUGAGAGACAGUGUACUAGGCUUCUCAGUAAAUGUUCCAGGGACAACUGCAAAAGAUGUUAUGGACAUGGUCCUUGUCACUCAAUAUUUUGACACCAUGAAGGAGAUUGGUGCUUCCUCUAAAUCAUCUGCUGUUUUUAUCCCUCAUGGACCUGGUGCUGUUCGUGAUGUUGCAACCCAAAUUCGUGAUGGACUUCUUCAGGGAUCACAGAUCACCCAGUAAUUAGGAUCUCAUUACAAUAUUUAC
Messenger RNA from Telopea speciosissima, 931 nucleotides. Its product is annotated as hypersensitive-induced response protein-like protein 1. The record is from RefSeq and is a predicted model, not a curated record. Bases 47 to 907 code for a protein of 286 amino acids. NCBI's taxonomy places the organism in Eukaryota, Viridiplantae, Streptophyta, Magnoliopsida, Proteales, Proteaceae. The transcript has 6 exons.